Messenger RNA from Cajanus cajan (pigeon pea), 931 nucleotides. RefSeq lists its product as uncharacterized. Lineage: Eukaryota; Viridiplantae; Streptophyta; Magnoliopsida; Fabales; Fabaceae. The record is from RefSeq and is a predicted model, not a curated record. Gene Ontology annotation, biological process: male meiotic nuclear division; female meiotic nuclear division.
AAGGCUUUUCCGUUGAAUUAUUCUCAGACUUAAACAGUUUGUCUUCUAACAGCUCCAUGGAAUUGGACAUAGGAGACACUCGUGCAUAUCAGACACUUGAUCCUUGGUUUCAGUCUGAUGCAUCCACUGGGUACCUUCAAGAUGCCAUUAUAGGGAGGGACACUUGGUGUGAGGAACAAAGUUUACCAUCAUGCUCUAAAGAUCAACAGGUAGAUCAAAUUCCAAUACUUUCCACAGCAGCACAACCCCUUCAUGAUUGGGGUAUUACACACCAAAAGGAGUUCAUCCCCACAAACCAAUCAUCAUCACCACAAAGUGGCACACAUGAAGCACUCCAACAUGCAGAUUGUGGUUUUACACCCGAAAAGAACUUCAUCACUACAAACCAAAACCAAUCAUCAUCACCACAAGGUGACACACAUGAAGCACUCAAACAUAAACAUGUAUAUCGUGGGUCUACACACCAAAAGAAGUUCAUCUCUACAAACCAAUCAUCAACACCACAAAGUGACAUACAUAAAGUAGUCAGACAUUAUCCUGCAUCUGGCAAACGGUCGAAAAUUGCUUAUCCGUUUGAAAUUGUGAAGUCUGGAGGAUUUGAAGGGGAAACAACUCUGAAGGAUAUCAACAACAUGAUAUCUCUCACAACCCGAUCAGCAGCAAAGCCUCCACGUCCUCCUCGUGGGAAAGAUUCUGUGACUCUUCCACGCAAAUUAGCCCCUGUUAAGUCAAAAAAACCAGCGACAUCUCUUGCUAGGAUUCCCACCGGGGGUAGAGGUUCUAUUACCAUUAUUAAGACCACAGAUUAAAGACAAGUACCUUCAUUAUUCAUGUGUUACAUAUGUCAAUGUCAGUGCUUUUUGCACAAACUAAUACUCCUCCUAGUGAUGUUUUCAUAGUUUAUACCAAAUAUGUUACAAUGUCGUGACAA